Elaeis guineensis (African oil palm) is the source of this 4257-nucleotide messenger RNA. Its product is annotated as putative disease resistance RPP13-like protein 1. The record is from RefSeq and is a predicted model, not a curated record. Gene Ontology annotation, molecular function: ADP binding. Lineage: Eukaryota; Viridiplantae; Streptophyta; Magnoliopsida; Arecales; Arecaceae.
AGAUCAUUCUUUGAUUCCUUUGGUCGUAGAUUUAAGAUGCAUGAUAUGAUACAUGAUCUAGCGAAAUUAAUUGCAGGAAAUGAGUGCUACACAAUUGUGGACAACUGGCUAUCCUGUUUCCCCGAUGGGGUUCGCCAUUUAUGCAUACAAGGUCAAGAGGAAUUAGUGAAAUCACUAUGCUCGCAAAAUCUUAGGGCCCUACGGACCUUCUUACUAUCGGCUCAGUGUGGGUGUGUGUAUAAUAUGAUAAAAGAAGUAACCCACUUUCCACUGCUUCUACUAAGGACAGAAUGCUUACGGACUCUAAAAUUUGUUUGGAAGAGUGAAGAUGAGUUGCCCGAUUCAAUCAGCAACCUGAAACACCUACGCUACUUGCAUAUCACAUCCAAAUUUGUUAAGAGGCUCCCUGAAUCAGUAUGCCUCCUUUACCACCUACAGACAUUGAUUCUUGAUUGUGAUGGUCUUGCAAAGUUACCAGAUGGCCUAGGUAACCUUAUUAACCUACGAUACUUUAAACUACAGACAUAUUGGAUUAAAAGGCUCCCUGAAUCAGUUUGUCAGCUGAGCAACCUGCAGACUUUGGAUCUUCAUUGGUGCAAGCAACUUAAAGAGUUACCCAGUGGCAUAGGAAGCCUUACAAACCUCCGCUACCUAGAUACUGUGCGCGCUCAAAGUCUCUGUCUGCCAGCUGGAAUUAAAAAACUAACAAAUCUUCAGAGAUUGCAUGGAUGUUAUGAAGUGCAGGGUGGGAUAGGAGUGUUAAAGGACUUGGUGAACCUCCAAGGAGAUCUCUGCAUCUCAGGGCUCAGGAACUUGGUCAGCAUAGGGGAUGCGAAGGAUGUUGGUCUUAAAUAUAAGCAUAAACUUGAGCAGUUGUAUCUAUUUUGGGAUGCCAACUGUGAAAAUGAUUGGCAUUAUGAGGGCGAUAAUAUUGGACUACAUCUAAAAGUUUUUCUAGAGGAAAAUAAGGAUGUCCCAGCUGAUGAAAAAAGGGAGGAAGCGCUGCUUGAGUAUCUCCAACCUCCCACUAACCUCAAAAAGUUGCUUAUAAGUGGGUAUGGUGGUUCCAAGUUUCCAGAAUGGGUGGGAAAUCUUUUAUCCUUUGCAUCACUUAAGGAUAUUGUUAUUAUUGAUUGUGAAAAAAUAAGGUCCCUUCCUCUAUACAUUCAUGACUCUCUUGGAAAAUUGGAUGCAUCCAUAUCAAAAUCUAUGCUUGAGAGGGUAUCCAUUUAUGGUUGCCCAAAACUCACAUCCAUAGGAGGGCUGCAUAAUCUCCACUCACUUAAACAACUGAAGAUAUCCGUUUGUCCUCAGCUCCUGAUAUUAUCAGAGGAAGGACUGCCAUCCAAGCUUCAAAAGCUGCAUAAUGAGGAGUGCCAAUGGUUGACAUCAUUGUCAGGGAUGCAAAACCUUACUUCUUUUGGAGCAUUAAAUAUUUAUAAUUGUCUUCAACUCUGGCUCUUAUCAGAGCAAGGACUGCCAUUCAAGCUUCAAUAUCUGCAUAUUGAGGAGUGCCAACAAUUGACAUCACUGCCGGGGAUGCAACACCUUGCUUCUCUUAGAGCAUUAACCAUAACAAAAUGUCCUCAACUUCGGCUUUUAUCAGAGGAAGGACUGCCAUCCAAGCUUGAAUCACUGCAUAUAGAGAAGUGCCAGCAGUUGACAUUGCUAUCGGGGAUGCAAAACCUUACUUCUCUCAGAGCAUUAACUAUAAAAAAUUGUCCUCAACUCCGGCUCUUAUCAGGGGAAGAACUUCCAUCCAGUCUUCAAGAUCUGCAUAUUGAGGAGUGCCAACAGUUGAUGUCACUGCAGGGGAUGCAAAACCUUGCUUCUCUUGAACUAUUAACCAUAACAAAUUGUCCUCAACUCCAGCUCUUAUCAGAGGAAGGACUGCCAUCCAAGCUUCAAUAUCUGUAUAUUGAAGAAUGCCAGCAGUUGACGUCACUUUCGGGGAUGCAAAAUCUCACUUCUCUUGGAAAAUUAACCAUAAGAAAUUGUCCUCAACUCCUACUCUUAUCAGAGGAAGGACUGCCAUCCAAGCUUGAAAAACUGUAUAUAGAGAAGUGCCAGCAGUUGACAUCGCUAUCGGGGAUGCAAAACCUUACUUCUCUCAUAGCAUUAACUAUAAAAAGUUGUCCUAAACUCCGGCUCUUAUCAGUGGAAGACCUACCAUCCAUUCUUCAAGAUCUGCAUAUUGAGGAGUGCCAACAGUUGAUAUCACUGCCGGGGAUGCAAAACCUCACUUCUCUUGGAGAAUUAACCAUAAUAAAUUGUCCUCAACUCCAGCUCUUAUCAGAGGAAGGCCUACCAACCAAUCUUCAAGAUCUGCAUAUUGAGGAGUGCCAACAGCUGAUUUCACUGCAGGGGAUGCAAAACCUCACUUCUCUUGAAGCAUUAACCAUAAUAAAUUGUCCUCAACUCUGGCUCUUGUCAAAGGAAGAACUGCCAUCCAAGCUUCAAUAUCUGUAUAUUGCGGACUACCAGCAGUUGACAUCACUUUCGGGAGUGCAAAACCUUGCUUCUCUUAGAGCAUUAACUAUAACAAAUUGUCCUCAACUCCGGCUCUUAUCAGAGGAAGAACUGCCAUUCAAGCUUCAAAGACUUUUUAUUGAGAAGUGCCAACAGUUGACAUCACUGUCGGGAAUGCAAAACCUUACUUCUCUUGAUGCAUUAACUAUACAAAAUUGUCCUAAACUUCAGAUCAUAGCAGAAGAGCAGCUCUCAUCUAUGCCUAAAUAUGUGGAUAUUAUUGAUUGCCCUGGAUUGGUCAAGUGGUGCGAAGUACAAAAAAUCAACUGCAUUCAGGUCGUUUCAGGCAACAAGCUGACUAUAUCGAACUCAUGGGGGAAGAUAAUGCAUGGGUUUGAUGAUUUGACAUCCAUUGAGCAUCUUUGUUUCAGUAAUUCUUGGAAAUUGUUUCUGGAAACAAUCUCCAUAAGCAUACUUGAAGAGCUGACAAUAUGGGGUUGCACGCACGUCCCAUCUAUAAGGUGCCUGCCUGAGGUCACAUCUCUCCGAAGCAUGGUAAUAAAGGACUGUCCUGGAAUCCAACACAUGGCAGAUCAAGCGCUUCCAUGCACGCUUGAUUCCUUGGUAGUUGAUAGUUGCGAGGACCUAAGGUGUUUACAGCUGGCACUGCAGAACCGAGAUGCACUUAAGGAGCUGCAGAUUGUGAACUGCCCCAAGCUCACGAUGGUGGAAGGGCUGAAUUGCAUUUUCUUCCUAAGAUUAUUAAGAAUAGAACAAUGCCCUAAAAUCCAGCUUUCCCCAGCUGAUUUGCCACCAUUUAAUUUUCCACGUGUCAAAAUUGCAUUGGUAUUGCAAGAGAAGUUCAAUCCUCCACAAUCAGAGGAAGCAGAGAACAGAGAAACAAUUGAUGAUAAAACCCUGGAGAAACGAGUGAUGAGGUGUGUGGUGAUUGAACAUUUUAACAAUGCUGUAUCUCCGAUACUUAAUGCUGCAUCUGAUUGCAACACGGGUCAAAUCCUAGAGGGGCUUCCUUCUAGUAGCACCUCUCAGUCCCUGUUGGAAGACAAGGAGAUUGUGGCAAUGAUGAUUGGCGGGAUGGAAGACAAUGAUUGCCAUCAUGACAAGAACCCAUUAUAGGAUAAUUAUCCAUCCUCCCCAUUCGAUGUUGGUUAAUCAUCUAACAGCAUGGAUGGAGCCUAUGGGAUCAAGCAGCUCCAACCGAAUAAUUUACUGUGCUAUAUCCAUUACAGACUCAGCUCCUUCAAGGCCAUGGCAGCUGUGACUAGCUGAGAUCCCCAUGAUCUGCCUUCGGCAACAGGAUUUAGCCAUUACCUUUCCAGAUUCUCAGCCAUUCAAGCCUACUUCAAGGCAGUCUGAUGCUACAGUAGCAUAUAUUGAACAUGAAAACAGUGCUGUAUCUCCAAUAUUUGAUGGUGCAACUGAUUGCAAUAUGGGUCAAUUCCUACACUUGGGCUCCCUUCUGCUUGCAGAUUGCAGUACCCAAUACAUAAAAAUGCAAAACCAUCAGCAUGGAUCAGCAUAGCACUAUUAGAUAUAUUUUUAAUUAUUAGCUAAGUUUUUUUUUUUUUCUUUCUGUUGCUUGUAUACAGAAUUGAACAUGUGCUGGCAUGGUGCACACACUGUCUGCCAAUAGGUGUUUGGAAAGGGUAUGGGUACUGAUAUCUAAAUCCUUGGUCAAGAUUAACCAAAUUACUGUCAUCUUCCUUGAAUGUAUCAUGCAUUUAAAAAUUUGGUUUCUUGUCCAACUUGAUUGUUUAUUUGUGGGCA